Messenger RNA from Balaenoptera musculus (blue whale), 3569 nucleotides. RefSeq names its product shisa family member 7 (gene SHISA7). Bases 1 to 1698 code for a protein of 565 amino acids. The record is from RefSeq and is a predicted model, not a curated record. Gene Ontology annotation, cellular component: dendritic spine membrane; postsynaptic membrane; AMPA glutamate receptor complex. Gene Ontology annotation, biological process: regulation of AMPA receptor activity; regulation of short-term neuronal synaptic plasticity. NCBI's taxonomy places the organism in Eukaryota, Metazoa, Chordata, Mammalia, Artiodactyla, Balaenopteridae. The transcript has 5 exons.
AUGCCGGCCCUCCUGCUCCUCGGGACCCUCCUGCUCCUGGCCUCGACUACCGGCCAGGCUGGGGCGCGCCCGUCCAACGCCACGAGCACCGAACCCCCGGGCCCGCUGCCCGCCCUGCUGGCGCACCUGCGGCGCCUGACCGGGGCGCUGACCGGCGGCGGGGGCGCGGCGGGCCCGGGGGCCAACGGCACCAGGACCAGCACCCCGAGCUCGGCCGGCGCGGCGGCACGGGCGCCCCCUCCUGCCGAGCUCUGCCACGGCUACUACGAUGUCAUGGGCCAGUACGACGCCACCUUCAACUGCAGCACUGGCUCCUACCGCUUCUGCUGCGGCACCUGCCACUACCGCUUCUGCUGCGAGCACCGCCACAUGCGCCUGGCGCAGGCCUCCUGCUCCAACUACGACACGCCGCGCUGGGCCACCACGCCGCCGCCACUGGCCGGGGGCGCCGGGGGCGCCGGGGGUGCGGGCGGGGGACCCGGGCCCGGCCAGGCCGGGUGGCUGGAAGGGGGCCGGGCGGGUGGCGCCGGGGCGCGUGGGGGCGAGGGCCCAGGGGGCAGCACGGCCUACGUGGUGUGCGGGGUCAUCAGCUUCGCCCUGGCCGUGGGCGUCGGCGCCAAAGUGGCCUUCAGCAAGGCGUCCCGUGCGCCCAGGGCCCACCGGGAGAUCAACGUACCCAGGGCUCUGGUGGACAUUCUGAGGCAUCAGGCGGGGCCUGGGACCCGCCCGGACCGGGCACGAAGCAGCUCCCUAACCCCGGGGAUCGGGGGUCCAGACAGCAUGCCCCCGAGGACGCCCAAGAACCUCUACAACACCGUGAAGCCCUCCAAUCUCGAUAAUCUGCACCACAACUACCUGCACCUCAACGUCAACAGCCCCAAACACCACGCUGCCACUCUGGACUGGCGGGCCAUUCCGCCGCCCAGCCCCUCCUUGCACUACUCCACGCUGUCCUGCUCUCGGUCCUUCCACAACCUCUCGCAUCUGCCCCCGUCCUACGAGGCCGCUGUGAAAUCUGAACUCAACCGCUACUCCUCCCUCAAGAGGCUGGCCGAGAAGGAUCUGGACGAGGCCUACCUGAAGCGCCGGCACCUGGCGGAGGUGCCCCGCGGGACGCUGCCCCUGCAUGCGCUGCGGCGACCUGGCACAGGGGGCGGCUAUCGCAUGGAUGGCUGGGGUGGGCCCGAGGAGCUGGGCCUGGCGCCCGCGCCCAACCCACGGCGCGUCAUGUCCCAGGAGCACCUACUGGGCGACGGGGGCCGGGCACGCUAUGAGUUCACACUGCCACGCGCGCGCCUCGUGUCACAGGAGCACCUGCUCCUGUCGUCCCCCGAGGCCCUGCGCCAGAGCCGCGAGCACUUGCUGUCACCCCCGCGCAGCCCCGCGCUGCCCCCCGAGCCCGCCGCCCGCGCCAGCCUGGCCGCCUCCCACUCCAACCUGCUGCUGGGGCCUGGGGGGCCCCCCACACCGCUGCACGGGCUGCCCCCGCCGCCCGGCCUGCACGCGCACCACCACCACCACGGCCUGCACGGCUCGCCGCAGCCCGCCUGGAUGUCAGACACCGGCGGAGGUGGGGGCACGCUGGCCCGCAGGCCGCCCUUCCAGCGCCAGGGCACGCUGGAGCAGCUGCAGUUCAUCCCCGGCCAUCACCUGCCCCAACACCUCCGCACUGCCAGCAAGAAUGAGGUGACUGUCUGAGUGUCUGAGGUCGGGCCAGGGGCUUGGGGGCUGCAGCCUGGGGCCCCCAUCCCAGCCUGCAUCCCCCAACACACUCCAGGGGCCUGGGACCAGAUCUGCAGUGGCCGGGAGGGCUGCCCGCAAGGACACUGUUUUGGAUGAAAUCAUCACCAGGCACAAAGCUUCCUUCUGCGAUGUCACGGCAGAUGAGACCCCUCCUCCUAUGUCACAGUUUGAGGCAGGACCUCCUUCCCAUGACGUCAUCACAGAGGAAGAGGCCUGUAUGUGAGGUCAUCACUAGCGAAAAUGUCUUUGUUCAUCACAGGGACAAAACCUCCUUCCCAUGAGGUCAUCACAGAGGAAAAGGCCCACCCUUAAGGUCAUCACUAGAGGCCAUGUCUAUGCUCCAUGGUGUCAUCACACAGACUUCCCUCCUGUGAUGUCAUAAGAGGAACAAUGCCUUUGUCCUAUGACAUCAUCCCUAGAGACAAAGAGUCCUUCCUAUGAUGUCACUGCAUAGAUAAAGCUCAUCCUUAUGAUGUCAUCUCUGGCACCAAAAGGCCUCUUUUGACAUCAUCAUCACCAGGAAAAUAUUUUCUUCCAAAGAAGAUGCCUUUGUCUUUGAAGUCACCACUACAGACAAAGCCAUCUUCCUGGGACACAUCACAGGGGAAAGAGCCUCACCAGCUGUGUCCUCACUAGACAUAAGGCCUCCUUUCUACGACAUCAUCACAGGGACUCUGCUUCCUUCCUGUGAUGCCAUCGCCAGAGAAGGUGCCUUGCCCUAUGAUGUCAUCAGAGGGACUGUGCCUUUUCCGUGAUGUCAUCAGCAGAGAUGGCAGCCCACUCUGGGGACAUCUCCAAGACGAGGCCCCUUCUGCAAUGUCACCACCAGACUCUGCCUGCUCCGAGAUCACACACGCCGUGAGACACCUCCACUGCCUGCUCCGAGAUCACACACGCCGUGAGACACCUCCACUGCCUGCUCCGAGAUCACACACGCCGUGAGACACCUCCACUGCUGCUGCCAAGUCCCGGCGCGGCAGGGCACACCCAGAGUCUGUGACUAUCCUGGUGGGUCACCAGAGAAAGUGCCCUGUCCUGAGGUGUCAUCUAGGGGUGUCCUCACUGGGGAGGCUGCCCCGGCGGAGAGGUCUCUGCCACAGAUGACAGUCCGUCUGUGGAUUGCUGGCAGUGGCCCUGCCCCAGCUGAGGCUCUGCCCCAGUGCUGUGAUGUCAUCACCAGAGACACUGCCUGCUCUGGAAGGCCAUUACUUGUAAUGGUAUCACCAGAGUUUCUGCCUUGGCCCACCAUGACUUGGCUUGGUCACUCCUUCCCCUGACCCUAGAGACAUGCCCUGCGGGAUUUCCACCAGAACCUCACCUAAAGGGUGGUUGGGCCACGGGUCCUGUGUGACUCCUGGAGGACAGCACUCCCAGACUGGCUUCUGCUCCCACGGAGGCCACUCUGGCCCACCAGGCUCCUGGAGUCCUGGGACUCAUAGGUGGCGCUACUUCUCUCUGCCGUCACUACAGACAUCAUCACCUCUGUAAACAAAGUCCUGGCCUCCUGCUGGGGGUGGGGGGAGGUGGGGGUAUGCCUGCUAUUGAUUUAGCUGAUGACAUCAUCAGCACCACAAGACUUCCACCACUCCUGGUGGUAAGUUGCACCUGGGGUCCAGUGUUAACCAUGCCUGAUGAUGACAUCAUUUCCCAGGAUUCCCUUUGACCUAUGGUGUAUUCAUCUCCCAGGAUCCACCACAACUAGGAUAUCAUCCUCUUCCAGGAUUUACCAUAACUAUAGUGUCACCUUCUCCCGAGGUUCCCUAUAGCCAAUGGUGUCAUCAUCUCCCAUGAUUCUCCACAACCAUGGUGUCAUCAUCGCCCAGGAU